This is a messenger RNA of Zingiber officinale, 937 nucleotides long. RefSeq names its product protein LURP-one-related 15-like. The coding region runs from base 58 to 663 and encodes 201 amino acids. NCBI's taxonomy places the organism in Eukaryota, Viridiplantae, Streptophyta, Magnoliopsida, Zingiberales, Zingiberaceae. The record is from RefSeq and is a predicted model, not a curated record. The transcript has 3 exons.
AUUAGUACUGAAUCACAAAACCUUCACAGAGCCUUGUGCAGCAGCUAGCAAACAACCAUGGCGGAAUAUCAGAACACGGCGAGAGAUGCUGCCCCUGCCGUGGUGGUUGUCGGCCGGCAGUUCACCGUUCCGUACGCCAUCAAUUUAACGCUCACCGACACUAGCCGUUUGUUCUCCACGAACGACCUUUACAAGGUCAAAGACACCAACGGCGACUUGGUUCUCAAGGUGAAUGGUUUCUUCUUGAGCACCCGCUGCCUCCUCCUCGACGCCGCCGGCGCCCCUCUCCUCACCAUGAAGCCGAAGGCAUUCAGUAGGCACGAAACAUGGAACGUAUUCAGAGGAGACAGCACCAGCCCGAACGAUCUGUUGUUCAAAGUGCGAGCCUCCAAGAUAUUCCAGCGGAAGAACAACUUUGAUGUGGUCUUGGCCACCAACACCCGCGAAGGUGCCCCCUGUGACUUUAAAAUAAUUUCAAGAAGCAAGACAUGCACCAUUUGUAUUGGCGAAACUGAUGAAAUCAUAGCUCAAAUGAAUCGCAAGACGGUAGUUUUUGCAAGUGAAAAAUUGGAAAUAACAGUGAAUCCGAAUCAGGAUUUCGCCUUCAUUGUGUCGUUGAUAGUCAUCCUCGAACAAAUCGAGAUAAGUCGAACAGCUGUUUAAGGGGAGUUGAUGGAGGAGGCUGGCUGUGCGAGUACAAGGGCAAUUGGAGGAGGCAGGGUAAAAAGAGAAUUAUUCAAACUUCAAAAUUAGAACGUAGUACUUAUUUUCUUUAUUUAUAUGUAUAUCACGGGAAAUCAAUUAAUGAAGAAUUUUAUUAUUCUUUUACAUCUGUCCUAUUGUGUACCUUCUUUCUCUUGUAUGGUGCUGUGGAUAUAUGAUAAUUUAUACUGGAAAUCUGAAUAGAAAAAAAAAAGAAGAAGAAUUUUAUUGUGCA